AUGGUUCUAUUAAGGAUUAAGAGCAAGUCUUUGCUGGAAAAGUAUGAUAUACCUGUAAGCCAUCUGGACUAUAAGUAUAUUGAAACAUGCCAAAACUCUAAAGAAAUGGAGAGAAUAGUAGUAAUAUUGAAAUCUGGAGAAGAAGGAUAUUACCCAGAUUUACUGGACAAGGCAAUUGAUAGGUUAAGGGUCCUCAAACCUAAUAGCAAAUAUCUAAGAGUCGAUGAGCCGUUGGUGCGCAGUUGCCAGCUUAAUCCAGAUUCUCGUGAGGAGUUUCUUAACGAAUUUUCAGAAUGGUGUGGCGAUAUGCAAGGAAUCGAAACCGACUUGAAAUCAUCUAGCAUCAAAUUCAAGAGUCAAGCAGCUCAAGUAAAAUCUCGCCGCCUAUUACCCGAUAUUCGAAAUAAUACUUCUUUUAUGACCGAUUCUGGAGAAAAACGUUGUGAACGUAAAACAAAACGAAUUGCAGCUUGUGACUACGAAUCUUGGGAUAAAUAUGAUCCUGAUACAGAAAUAUUGAAAAUGGAAUUAGAAGAAGAGAAGAAUCGCGAAGCAGCUGCGAAGGCACAUGCUGAACGAGAAAGCGCAAUAGCGAAGAAGAAAAACAAGCAGGCUAUGGUCGAUCUUUUAUCUCAUAGCGAGAAAAAAUUGUUCGCAGAUCGCCAAAGAAUUGCUGGAAAUGAAAGUUUCAGAUGUGGCGACUAUAAAAUUGCGUUAGUACAAUAUACGGAAAGUAUCGAAUUGCUGCAAACAGCAGCAGCUUACAAUAAUCGCGCGGCAACAUAUUUGAAGCUCAAACAAUUCAAUGAAGCAAGUGAAGACUGCAAUAGAGUCCUAGCACUCGAACCGGAUAAUGUAAAAGCUUUGAUUAGAAAAGCAGAAGCUCUACAAGGUUUAGAAGAACAUGUUAAGGCUCUGGAAUAUUAUGAGCAAGCCAUCAAGAUAAAUCCUAACAAUACAAUAGCACAGAAUGGUGCGUAUGAGUGUAGCCGGCGCAUUAACAAAUCCAGUAAAACUAUCAGAAUGCGUAUACAAGACGAGGACGAACAGCAAUCAUCCUGCACAAUUGUGGAACUGGAUGAUUCGUACGAAAAGUUGAAUGGACAAAAUGAACCGACAGUAUCGUCCCAAAAAAUAGUAGAACUAAAUGAUACGGAGGAGAUUGGUGAAAUAAAUAGAGAUAAUAAUGACAAAAGAAUGAAUGGUGAUCACAUGGAUAUCAACAUGAAUAAAAUGAUAAACACAGGAAGAGAAGAUCAACUGAACAGAAACGAGGCAAAUAAUAAUACUCAAGGCCCAAGGAAUCGCACAUGCUUAGUGCCGAUCGCAUCCACAUCUGGAUUUCAAGGACCAACAGUUAUUGAAGUGACGAUUCCCGAGGACAUGCCGCUCUCUUCUAUUGAUCGAUCAUUAUCACAAUCACAGUGUAUGACAUCGACUUCUGAAAUUGAUACUCAUUGCUCUAAUAUGGAGGACCUCACUUCAGCUGAUAUAGAAACUAUUCUUAUAGAAGAAAUUGAAGAGAACGUGGUUAUUGAAGAAAUUUCCAUACAUGACAUGGAAGUAGCGGACACGUUAAUUGAAGAAGCUAAAAGUCCGAAUGAUUCGUCCUGUGAUUUUACAGUAUAUUGUGAUAAACCAGAAGAAGAAAUCUUGGGGAUUGAUCAAGUCGAUGUAAACAUGGAAGACAAAUCGUCUGAUUUCAAUGAGGUUGAAAGCGCUAAUACAUCAAAUAUAACAGAAGCAGAAAAGCACAGAGUUCCAUUGCAAGAACAAGAUUUGCGUAAACAAUUCAAAAGAGAUAGAAAAAGAGCCAGACGAGUUGAACGUAAUACCAACAAUUUUAUUCUAUCUGUUAUUUCAGGUCAGGAAUUAGGAGCAUCACGGUCAAAAGGAAAAAUAGAGGUGGCCGAAAAAUAUAGAAUUAAACCAAAAGUCAACCGAGUCGAUGCAACAACAGUUAAGAAAGAAGAAUCUGAGGAAGAAAAACGGACGGGUGAUUUAAGAGUCCGAAAAAUUCUUACAGAGAAACAGAUUCAAAUUAACGAAAGGAUACGGCAAAAUCAAUUAUCAUCGGAAGAAUCUACUUUCACGCCAUACGAGUUUUUGAAAACUUGGGAAUCGGUUAAGCAUGACGAUGAUUUCAGCGCCAGGGCGAAAAUUUUGCGAGCAAUGGUACCAGCGACAUUGAAAUUAGUGAUAGGAAACAAACUGGAUGCUAAUAUGUUGACAAACAUGUUAGAAUGCUUGAAAAGGCAUUUUAUUGUAAAAAACGAUAGUACUAAUGCAAAUUAUUUGGCACAAUAUUUAAACACAAUUUGCCAACUACCUCGGUUUUCGGUAAUCGCUAUGUUUUUGAACGAAGUGGACAAACAGAAUCUCAAAGACAUUAUCGAUCACAUCGAUAAAUCAGAAGCUAAGUUAUGUGAUGAAAUCAGAAAAUACGCCUCCUGA
This is a messenger RNA of Ctenocephalides felis (cat flea), 2454 nucleotides long. RefSeq lists its product as uncharacterized. NCBI's taxonomy places the organism in Eukaryota, Metazoa, Arthropoda, Insecta, Siphonaptera, Pulicidae. Gene Ontology annotation, molecular function: heat shock protein binding. The transcript has 9 exons. The record is from RefSeq and is a predicted model, not a curated record. The coding region runs from base 1 to 2454 and encodes 817 amino acids. Gene Ontology annotation, cellular component: cytosol; mitochondrion.